AUGGAGGAGAACGGCUACGACAGCAAGAGCGAGGCCGAGGAGGAGAAGCCCAAACCAAAAAACGGCGCCUUCAAGCGCUUCCAGAUGAGCGACCGGGAGCUCGACGACUACGUCGAGGCGGACUCGCGCAUGGACGCGAUGGCCGAGCGCAUGAACGCGGAGCGGCCCGGCUACAUGGACGAGUACGAGCGCAACCCCGAGGAGCGCGAGCGCGUGCGCGAGUCGGCGCUCAUGCACAUCCAGCAGGAGCGCUCCGAGCUCGACAAGUACGUCAACCACCAGCCGUACCAAGGCACGAUCAAAGACGAGAGCAAGGAGGGCAAGGCCAUCAAGCGCCGCUUCCGCAAGGCGGGCUUCAAGAAGCUCAUGCGGCGCUACACGGGCGACGACCCCAAGCUCUACUACCGCGCGCCGCCGGAGAAGAUCGACGUCUGGCCGCCCGUCGACGCGAAGCCCUGGGGCCACCUGCCGUGGCGCGACCCCAUCGAGAGUAGCCCCGAGGACCCCUACACGCAGGACGAUUUGGACUCGGAGCUGCCCAUGCGCCAGCCCGUGCUACCCGACCUCUACCACGACAAGCUCGUGCCGCCGCAGGAGGUCGACAUGAUCGCGCGCGCGCUCGAGCUCCGCGAACGCGGCAACGAGGCCUACAAGAACGACGACCUCAACGACGCCGUGGACCAGUACACCUACGCCGCGGAGUCCCUCGAGGCCGAGGCGGGCGUCGACGGGGGCGGCAAGCCCCGCGCGGAGUCCGUGCUCGGCAUCGUGUUGAGCAACCGCGCGCUCUGCCUCCUCAAGCUCGGCCGCUUCGCCGAGGCCGUGGCGCCGGCGGCGCGCGCGCUGAGCCUCAGCUCCGUCGCCGCCCAGCCGGCGCUCGCGGGCAAGACCUACAGCCGCCUGGCGCUCGCGCAGCUCGAGUCCGGCGACAUCGCGGGGUCCAUCGGCACGGCGUACCACGCGGCGAAGCUCGGCCACCUCAAGUACCUCCACCGGGACCUGCGGGACUACGACGAGGUGAAGAAGGCCGCGGAGAAGCCCCGCGUGUCCCUCGUGUCCGCGGUGAACCAGCCCGACCACGCGGCCGACGAGGGCGAGGACGGCUUCCAGCGCAUCAAGCUCCUCUUCGAGCGCGAGGCGUUGCCCCACCCGGACGCGCGCGAGCCCAAGAGCGGCAAGUCCAUCAUGAGCGAGGCCGUCGAGGCCAUGGGCCACAGCCGCGCGCAGCUCGGCGGCAAGGAGCGCGAGGGCUCGGAGCAGCACAAGAGAGCGAACUUCCCAACUUCAAAGGCUCCGAUCUCGGCCAUUUUCCACUCGUUUCGGCUGAUUUUUGGACGAGCGAUCAUCUCUCGGCACGGCGAGGGCUCGGAGCACCCCGUCGCGCGGAUGAUCGAUUUGGUCAUCAAGCGCGGCGGCACGGCCAAGGCGCGCUACGGCGCCGACGCCCACACGCUCAUCAUGACCGUCGCCUACGCGCAGCAGCCCCGGGCCAUCGAGCGGCUGCUGCGGGCGGGUGCCAGGGCAGCAAAAGAGAGCGAAAUUCCCAACUUCAAAGGCUCAUAUCUCGGCCGUUUUCCACUCGCGGGCGCGGACGCGACGUGCGUCGACAGCAACGGCUGGACCGCGCUGCACUACAGCGUCCACCCGAAGCGCACGUGCCACACGAAGGACGCCGUGCUCGCCGUGCUCACGCGCGCGCGCUGCCCCCUCGACGCCGUGAACAUCGACGGCGUCACCGCGCUCGCGAUCGCGGCCAUCGACGGCAACGGCCGCGCGGUGAAGAAGCUCCUGGCCCUCGGCGCGAACCCGACGGUGCGCGGCGCGCUGGGCCAUUCGGCGCUCGGGUUGUGCAUCGUCCAGCCGCGCUGCGCGUCCGAGGUCGGCGUCCACAAUUCCGAAGGUUCGACGACGGAGAAGGAUCCCGAGGUCGACGUCUGCAUGGACAACGCGGUGCGCCGCUACGCCGCGAAGAAGGGCGGCGGCGACUACACGGCCGACGAGGACACGCGCGUCGCCCUCGUGGACCACUGGCUCGAGAAGAUCCGCCAGAUCCGCCAGCCGGGCCACCGGGAGCCGGACGUGCCCGUGUCGGCGCAGAUGUACGACUUCAGCGACAUGAUCCCCAAGUCGGAGAUGAAGAAGCGGCCGCCGGAGACGUUCCCCGACUUCGAGGACUACAUCGACCCCGCGCGCCACUACGCGACGCUCCACCCGGACGCGCAGCGGCGCCGCGCGCGCGACGUCGAGUCCUGCCGCGAGAUGCUCAAGGACUGCAAGCUCAACUACAAGCGGCCCGAGAAGAACGCGGGCAACCCCUUUUUUGCGAUCCACGACCGGUCGCUGGACCGCAUGCCCACGGUCAUGAAGCGCCACUUCCGCGGGCGCCGCGUCGCGGCCGCGAACCCGGGCGACGAGCCGACGAUCGUCCUCGACGAGGAGCCCACGAAGGACGAGGUCGGCUGGCUCGUCGGCCUCUGCUCGUUGGCGCCCCUCGUGGACCCGGCGUCGCCCGAGUUCGACACGGCCGACGACGACCGCGCGGACGACGCGGUGUGCGCGGACACGAACCCGGAGGUCGACGCCGCGCCGAAAGCACAUAUGCUUCAAAGUGUCGACGAGACGGGCGACACGGUCUGGCUCGUCAGCGGCCGGCGCCGCCAGAUGGACCGUUUGAUCCGCGGGCCGGCGAGCCGCGUCUUCACGCCCAUGUGCCCCAACGACGCCUGCAUCCGCGUCGUCCACGAGUACGGGCCCAUCGUCCACCCGGGCGCGCGCGGCGGCUACUGGGCCAAGAUGCUCCGCGACGCGGGCGCGCACGUCGUCGCCUUGGACGAGGCGCCCCACGGCUCCAAGCCCACGGCGGCGGGGCUCGAGCCGCCCCUCGUCGCCUGGACGGAGGUGACCAAGGGGUCCUUCGCGGACGUCGCGGCGUGGUCCGACCACACGCUCCUGCUGGUUUGGCCCCGCCAGUGCUUCGGCUGGGCCCAGGAGGACGCGGACACGCCCGACGAUUUACUGUGCCUGGAAAAGUUCAUGGGCACGACGCUCAUCUUCGUGGGCAACCGCUCGGGCACGUCCGCGGCCACGGAGAAGUUCCACAACAAGCUCAACACGACCUGGAAGCUCACGCGCGCGUGCGCCAUCCCCUGCUGGCCGGGCCAGGAGGCCGACCUCACGGUCUGGACGCGCUAG
Messenger RNA from Aureococcus anophagefferens, 3192 nucleotides. RefSeq lists its product as hypothetical. The transcript has 4 exons. Gene Ontology annotation, molecular function: protein binding. NCBI's taxonomy places the organism in Eukaryota, Pelagophyceae, Pelagomonadales, Pelagomonadaceae. The record is from RefSeq and is a predicted model, not a curated record. Bases 1 to 3192 code for a protein of 1063 amino acids.